Messenger RNA from Manduca sexta (tobacco hornworm), 1440 nucleotides. RefSeq lists its product as uncharacterized. The record is from RefSeq and is a predicted model, not a curated record. NCBI's taxonomy places the organism in Eukaryota, Metazoa, Arthropoda, Insecta, Lepidoptera, Sphingidae. The coding region runs from base 226 to 1440 and encodes 404 amino acids. The transcript is spliced from 2 exons.
CCACGCGCGUCCCACACCACAAGGACGUGGUACUUGCCGCAUUUCGCAGUCGUAAACGCUCUAAAGCCCGACAAAUUGCGAGUUGUACACGACGCAGCAGCCAAAACAAAAGGUACGACUUUGAAUGAGAAUCUAUUAACAGGGCCGGAUUUGUUACAGCCUCUUCCCGCAGUGUUAUUAAGAUUCCGGGAACAUCCCGUCGCUGUAACAGCGGACAUCACGGAGAUGUUCAUGCAGGUGGGACUACGCGAGGAAGAUCGCGACGCACUGCGCUACCUCUGGCGGGGAAACCGCCGAGAUAGCCGGCCGCCAGAGGUGUACCGAAUGAAGGUAUUAAUCUUUGGCGCAUCGUGCUCUCCUGCGACGGCGAUAUACGUCAUGAAUCGCAACGCGGAGAGACACCGACACACGCAUCCUGAGGCUGUCGAGGCGAUCAAGAAGAAACACUACAUGGACGACUACCUCGACAGCUAUGAAGAUGAACACAGGGCGAUAACAAUCGCUACUCAGGUGCGUAACAUACACAGAGAAGCUCACUUUGAACUAAGGAAGUGGACGAGUAACUCGCCCGCGGUGUUGAAGGCGCUCGGCGAAUCGCCCAAUGCAACCGAAGCGGUGGAAAUAGAAAGGACUGAACGAGUCCUAGGCCUUAUUUGGAGGCCGCAAGAAGACAGGUUGGCGUUCAACCUAGACUUGGCCCGCAUACCGUCGAACCUACUGAGGCGAGAAGCACCCACGAAGAGAGAAGCAUUGAAAAUAGUAAUGUCGUUGUUUGAUCCCCUAGGGUUGGUGUCGCCGAUAACUGUGCGGGCUAAACAGCUAUUACAGGAGGUGUGGCGACGCGGCACCGAUUGGGACGACCCGAUCGACGACGAACUGUCCGCCGCCUGGGUGAACUGGCUCACCCAUUUGAAGCAACUCAGCGGCGUAACAGUGCCGCGCUGCUAUCCCGGCUACUCCCGAGCGAGAAAACUCCAACUCCACGUGUUCACCGACGCCAGCGAGUCAGCCUACGCGACCGCGCUCUACUGGCGCGCCGAGGACGACGACGGACGAGUCACAGUCACGUUACUGGCGGCCAAGGCAAAGCAGAAUUUCAGCCGCCACGGGAGUAAGCGCCGCAACAAAGAACCCUCCGAUCGUCGAUGGCGAACAUCGGGCAACGAAACUGUGGGUGGAACAUGUCCACACACAACUCCACCAUGCAGGCGUGGAGAGCGUCGUCAAUUACUGUCGGCAGUACAAAUGGGUCAUUCGACUGCGCCCGACGGUCAAGGCGGUGGUCAGGAGCUGCGUCAAGUGCCGCCAGAGGGCGGCCACUCCACCGCAACCGAUAACGGGAGACUUGCCUCCCUGCCGACUGGCGCAUCAUCACCGGCCGUUUACAUACACCGGUUUGGACUAUUUCGGCCCGCUCACAGUCACCGUGGGCCGGAGUAG